Nematocida minor is the source of this 1806-nucleotide messenger RNA. RefSeq lists its product as uncharacterized. Lineage: Eukaryota; Fungi; Microsporidia. The annotation marks the transcript as partial. The transcript has a single exon. The record is from RefSeq and is a predicted model, not a curated record.
CAUAGAGAAGUGUAAAAAUAAAAAAAGUGAGAAUCUGUUAAAAGCAGCUUCUGGCAGCAUCCAGAUGCAAGGAGAGCCUGGAAGCACAGCAAAAGCUAAAAAGUCGCUUGUUGUGAACAGCCAAGUGAUAGACAAUGGAAUGCUGCAGGCCAUACAGAAGAAGAUUGAGCUGGAAAUCGAGCUGUGGAUCUUUAGAAGGCUCUUCAGCUCGCGGAGAAGAGGGUACAAAGUGCACUACAACAAAAUAUACACUUACAAAAUCCCCAAUGAAAGCAUCACGCGGGAAAUAAAACAGAAGUUCUACCAAAACGAGCUUAAAAGGGACAUUCAUUUCUUUUCCACCGAAGUUGCCCCGGUGGUAGAGGAGAACUUACUAUGGUACUUCAUUGCCAGCAGGACUACAACUAUAAACCUGAAGUACAGAGACCUUCUGGGGCUCAAGGCGCUACUUAGCGAUAAAGAGGCAAAUGAGCACAGGGAAAUGGUAGAAAAGUUUAAGGGAUACUAUCCCGGGGUGAUUGAUGAGAUGAUAGCGUAUGUGGACAAGCACAAGCCCAUGAGAACUUUCCAAAAUGGGUGUUUGCACCUAUGGAGUGAGAAGCUGGGAGACAUUUACACGCGAGAGCAUCUCAAGCCGAAGCACUACAACCCCAAGGAAGACGCCUGGGCCGACCAAGUAGAGAGGAAGUACCAUCCUCUGGCGUGUGCAGUGCGGAUGAUUCUGGUGCUGCCUGAAGUGUACAUGGACUUUUGCAAAAUCGAUGCAGAGUUCAUAAAAAAUACUCUGAUUUCAGAGAACACGGCUAAAGACAAAAAGCUCUGCGAAGUUCUGCUGAAAAUACAAGAUCUGGUGUAUAUGCACGCACGGGAGAAGAUGGAUGGCAGCCUGUACAGAGGGCUCUACAGCGCUCUUGAGAGCAUGUUUGGCAAAGAAAGGAUGGAGAAACUAACAACAGUUGAGCUGUACAAGGGCAUGCACGCAGUUAUUGCUAAUUUCUACAAGAAGAGCGAUUCAUUUGAUAAAAGAAACAAACACAUUCUGCAGGGAAAGUUCAUAAUAAAAAACCAAACACACGUGAAGUGCGAGGCAGUAUUGGACACAUCACAGAAAGAUGCAGGCAAGCAUGCAUUGGCCUCAAAGUACUCACUGGAGGAGAACAGAUGGGGCAUUUCACCUGAUGUUCAUGCGCACUAUCACAUUUACUAUGUGGACAAUACAACACACCAGCCCAGGAUGCUCUGCAUGCCUAUGCACGUAGACGCUGAUGGACACAAGUAUUAUUUGCACACAAUUAGGGACAUAAUAGAGUAUAUAAAAGAGCUGUAUGAGAUAGCUGGCAGUUCAGAUUCUGUGCAUCCUUUCAAGGUACACAAAAAGAAUAAGAAGUGGUCGUACGUCAAAAAGAAAGAAGAGAGAAAUAAAAGAGUGGAAGAGUUGGGAGAGUACGAAGUGGUGUUCUACCGCAUUGAGGAAGAUCCAAAAAAGACAAAGUUUACAUUUGCAGAGUUUGUCCCCUUUUAUUCUCACGCUGAAGGGAAUAUUGCCAUGCCGCUCUUCCUCACUCCUCUGAUGCAGUCUGCAGUAGAUUUAGGGCCUUUCAUCAAGGAAAAAGAGCACACUCUGAUCGACUCAUUGGAGUUUGAAGACAGGGCGCCUGAUGUGUACACAUAUGACAGUAGGUACAAAAACAUAGAGUAUUCCGAUGUAUACAGCUAUUACAGCAAUUUAUACAUGCUGCCACAUGAGGAGAAAAGAAAAGGCAUGGAGUGCUAUGCAAUGAGCUGUGCGACUGAGAAGAUAGACAA